Lobosporangium transversale is the source of this 624-nucleotide messenger RNA. RefSeq names its product cyclophilin-like domain-containing protein. Gene Ontology annotation, molecular function: peptidyl-prolyl cis-trans isomerase activity. The record is from RefSeq and is a predicted model, not a curated record. Gene Ontology annotation, cellular component: catalytic step 2 spliceosome. Bases 1 to 624 code for a protein of 207 amino acids. Gene Ontology annotation, biological process: protein peptidyl-prolyl isomerization; protein folding. The transcript is spliced from 3 exons. NCBI's taxonomy places the organism in Eukaryota, Fungi, Mortierellomycota, Mortierellomycetes, Mortierellales, Mortierellaceae.
AUGAGUAACAUUUACCUGCAGGAGCCACAUACAAAUGGCAAAGUCAUUUUACAUUCCUCAUAUGGGGAUAUCUCGAUCGAACUCUGGCCAAAAGAGGCGCCGAAAGCUUGCAGGAAUUUUAUACAGUUAUGUAUGGAAGGAUAUUAUGAUGACACAAUAUUUCAUAGGAUUGUAGCAGGAUUUAUUAUUCAAGGAGGAGAUCCAGAGGGGACAGGAUUAGGAGGUGAAUCCUGUUAUGGUCAGCCGUUCGCAGAUGAGUUUCAUUCUCGUUUACGGUUCGUGAGACGAGGAUUGGUGGCGAUGGCCAAUUCAGGUCGUCCAAAUGAUAAUAAGAGUCAAUUCUUUAUUACUUUGGAUGCAACGAUGGAGUUGCAAAAUAAGCAUACGAUUUUUGGCAAGGUUGCAGGGGAUACUAUUUUCAACGUACUCAAGAUCGGAGGACUGGAAGUGGACUCGAAUGAACGGCCUUUAUAUCCACCAAAAAUUAAGAGUUGUACGAUUGUAGUGAAUCCAUUUGAUGAUAUUGUGCCUCGGAUAUCGCGUCAGGAACAGGAGGCAGCGCGAUUGAAAGAGUUGGAGGCGGCACAGAAGAAACCUGAGAAGCAGAAGAAAAUGAAAAAGUAA